UCCCUCUCUUCCAUCUCUUCAAAUAUACCCUUUUCUCCUUCCUUCUUAUUCACUUCCCAUUCUCUCUAAAUCCCUUCUCUCUCUCUCUCCUUAUCUCUUUGCCAUUUUAUAAGUAGAGCAACUCAAAUACACCAUUAAUGGAGUAACUGUGAAGUGAAAACUUCUUUUCUUUUCUCUUUCUCUCUUUGCUUCCUUCUUCCUCAUUUCAUCAUUAUGGGUCUUACUUCUCUUCAAGUCUGCAUGGACUCUUCUGAUUGGCUACAGGGUACGAUUAACGAAGAGUCUGGGAUGGAUUCUUCUUCAUUAUCAGGAGAUAUGCUUUCAUGUUCAAGGCCAUUAACAGAGAGAAGAUUAAGGCCACAACAUGAUCAAGCUCUGAAAUGUCCAAGAUGUGAUUCAACUCACACCAAAUUUUGCUAUUACAACAAUUAUAGCCUUUCUCAGCCUCGUUACUUUUGCAAAACUUGUAGAAGGUAUUGGACUAAAGGAGGAACUCUUAGAAACAUUCCUGUUGGUGGUGGCUGUAGAAAGAACAAAAAGGUCUCCACUACUAAAAAAUCCAAUGAUCAACAACAACAACAACCACAAAUUCAACAACCCAUUUCUCAAAAUCAUCAUCUUCUUCAUGGCCCUUCUUCUUCUUCUUCUUCUUCACUUCACAUUCAUAAUCCCACUGAUCUUCAUCUCUCAUUUCCAGAUCAAGUUCAGUUCCCUCAUUUCAAUCCUCUCAUUGGAAACUCUCCAAAUUUCACCAUUGGAAUGCUUGAAACUCAUCAUCAUCAUCAUCAUCAAACUAGACCCAUUGAUUUCAUGGACACUAAAAUGGAAGCCAUUGUUGGGAAUAAUGGUCAUUACUCUACAAACCCAGAUCAUUUAGCUAUGAUUGGAGGGCUUAAUGGAGAUCAUCAUCAUAUCACAGCUGCUGCAACAAAUUUCCAUGGAAUUUGCUCUCCUUAUGGACUGUCACUUGAUGGGAAUAUCAAUCAAAUGAUGAUUCCUUAUGAUCAACAUCAAACAAAUGAAGAUCCAAAUGGAAUGGAUGUGAAACCAAAUACAAAGCUUUUGGCUUUGGAAUGGCAAGAUCAAGGAUGUUCAGAUAAAGUUGAAUCUUAUGGAUAUAUUAAUGGAAUUGGGUCUUCUUGGAAUGGGAUGAUGAAUGGAUAUGGACCAUCAACAACCAACCCAUUGGUGUAAAAUUGAAGGGGAAAAUAGCACUCAAAAUCAUCAAAUGGUAUCAAACAACUUGAGAUUGAUAGGGGUCUAUCAUAAUUAGUGCCUUUUUUUUUCUUUUUAUCAGUUUCUUAAAAAGAAAAAAAAAAUGUCUGAUUUUUGUUUAAUUUAAAUCUCUCUAAUUUGGAGUGUGGUUUUGGGAUUGUGUCUACAAAUCCAAGGCUCUCUAUUAGGAUUUUGUUGUAUUCUAGGGAGUGCUUUUGUAGUAUAAAAAAAAAAGACUUGUUUUUUCUUUUCUUUUCUCUCUCUCAAGUGGUUGUUAAUUAAUUAGUAAGUUAUGUUUGAUUAUUGAUGUAUGAUAA
Molecule: messenger RNA, 1532 nt
Organism: Benincasa hispida (wax gourd)
Lineage: Eukaryota; Viridiplantae; Streptophyta; Magnoliopsida; Cucurbitales; Cucurbitaceae
Gene: HCA2
Product: Dof-type zinc finger DNA-binding family protein
Biological process (GO): regulation of DNA-templated transcription
Molecular function (GO): DNA-binding transcription factor activity; DNA binding
Source: RefSeq, a predicted model, not a curated record